Messenger RNA from Vitrella brassicaformis, 6963 nucleotides. The record is from the annotation of a GenBank genome assembly. Lineage: Eukaryota; Vitrellaceae.
UUCCUGUAUGUACGUGUGGAUUGGCCACCACGCGUUCCGGUGGGACUGCUGCUGUCGAGGUGCCACGGAUAGAAGAUAGAUAGCGGGUGGCUGGACCGAUUGAUCCACUCAGUUACCUUUACGAUCUCUACUCCUUCUAGUCGGCUGAGGCUCGGCUCUGCUAUUGUCUGCGAUACCCACCCAAUUUCCCACAUACCCACCCAGACACCCACCGACCCACCCUCACGUGUGUGCAUGAGUGUGCGAAUUAUAUAUGAAUUGCAUAAUCAGGGUUAGAUAACCACACAACGGCCACGUACAUACACAUACGCAUACACACACACACAUACACGUACGUACACGCACAUACCCACACAGACAACCACCGAUAAAUGCCCCAUCCAAUGUGACCGUCGGGGCCAAUUAGCCCCUCGCUCCCUCUCACACACCGAAAUACAGCACAUAUGUGCACGAACAAGAGAGAGAAAAGGGGGGGGGGGCCGAAAGCCGCCCGCAUUGUAUAAGACACAUUGCACAUUCAGAAACAACACCAUAUACACACACGCACACACACAAAGGCACAAAUACAUACACCCUCGCGAAACGACGGGGAAUGAAUAUGAAGUAUGUAUGUAUGUACGUGUGUGUGUGUGUGUGUGUGCUGGACAAAGACGACAGACACAAUGAAAUCAUUCGCAGGCACCAGGCUCUCCACGGUAGGAACGUCGAUUGCUGAUGACCGCCAGAAGACACGGUGGUUCGUCUGGAUGUAUGGAUGGAACAUGUAGUCAGCACCACAUAGGAAAAAGCUGCACAUAAGUAGCCCCAAAAAGAGACAUGACAUCAUCGGUGCAUAUGUGGGCGGCAAGCGCAUCAUCCAGUGAGUGUACACCGUGCCCCUAGAUGCGUAUGUGCAUGAACUGUGUGUGAAAAAAGGCCCUCCAGCUACCCCUCUAAAUGGAGCUACACACACUCUGCAAAGACACACACACACACAACAGACAGACACAGUCGCCUGCCCGCCUGUGUGUGGUCUUUCAUGUUCUGACCGAGAUAGAAGAUCGUCUUGGUGUUGAGGAGUGUCUGCGAGCCGAAGCUAUCCUCCACACCGAGGGCCGACUUCAUGUCCACGUCAGCAGUGCCGGCAUCGCCCCGACACGUCAGCAGCAGCACCUGCUCAUCAGCCACAGACCCACCCACACCCCCCACGGCUGGGGCCAUCCGUCGCCUAUGCGAAUUGGCCGGAAGCGCCGCCCACUCGCCGGGCUGCCGAAUCAUGGCCAGCAGCGACCGGCGCCCAGACGGCGGGCUGGGCUCAUCCGAUGGCACAAACACUGAUGAGAACGAUAAGUACCCAGGCCUGCACACAUGUGGCAAACGGCAACACACAACACAACACAACACAACAGAACACGUGGCAUUGGUGUCAUGAAUGCGUCAAUGUGUGUUGUUCAUUGUGGCUGGUCCAUCCAUGCCUGUAUGGAGGUGCGGUCCGGACGGUCUCGUUUUGCAUGGUGGUGCUGCUGUUAGCCCCGCUGCCCAGUGAGGCGAGGGAGAGCUCAAAGCCGGUGGGAAGGGCAGGCGUGAUGGCCUCAGGGUGGAGCACAUAUCUCAGGGGGGGCUCGCCGUCAGCUAUGGUGAAGAGGGAGCUCAGAUGCACGCCAGACGGGGCGCCCGCCUGGACGCCACGCAGCGUCACCGAGCCACCGUCGGCCUCGUAUCGAUGUGUGACUGACAACACGGUCAGAACACGCACAGAAAUCAUGGCAGGAACAGUGGAUGGAGUUGACAUAUAUGUGUGCCUACUCACUUGAUGGGAAGGAGACCUCGGUGCCUUCAGCCCUGCCGUAGCUCUUCAUCUUGCCCCCUGGGUGUUGGCACUCGAGCGAGCCGCUCACCAGGUCAUCGUUUUCACGGACCGGCUCCUUGUCAGCUGCACGAACACACGGCGCAUACAUGUGCUGUAUGCGGUGUCAUCUCAUCCGCCCACCCACCCACCCACCCAGAUACGUACAUUUGAGGAAGCACAUUUUGCUUUCCGGCAUGUACGAGAAGAACCUGCACGGGGGCAUCUCUUCGCACGCCCUGGCGCACAUGUUGACGUCCUUGAUGUUCGCCAGCCUCCCCAAGUUCGGGCGGUUGUCCCCCAGCGCCACGCCGUACUCCUUCCCCCUCUCAACGCACUCACCGCUGACCUGCUGUUGCUGCUCUUCUGCCCGGGGCUUUCGUCUCUCCUGCUCCUUCUGCUGUCGCCGAGUCUGUCCAUGUGGCGCUGCAGGCGCCUUGCAGUACUUUCGACCGGAGACCAAAUCGGGGUUGUUGACUGGCGUGCCCACUUCCGAUUUGAAAUAACACGUCUGGCGUACGGAGAGGUAAGAGAAAGCCUCGCAGGCCGGCAUCCACUGGCAUAGCUUCUGGCACUCCUUGGGCGACCGCACUCCCUCCUUUAAGCCGAUGUGGCUGGCUGGGCGGCUCGUCUUGUAACCUUUGCCGAUGUCGAAACAAGCACGCGCCAGAGGGUCUUGUUCCUUUCCACCAUCCGGGUCCUGCUUGUCGGCUGCUGCAGCUGCUGGUGCUGAUGGAUUGUGCGUCCUGUUGGCGGCGUGCUGCUGCUGUCCUUGCCUCUGCACAAACGAUAUAAACAACCAGACCAGCGCCACGAGCAAGUCAUCCCGCACAGGUGGUCAACGUUCCCGCUCUCUGCUCACCUGUCCCCCAUUCUUCCCGCCCUCCUGCCUCCUGUCGUCCUUGCCCGUCACGGCUUGAUUCUCCUGCUCCCGCUGUGCUUCCGCACCCGCACCGGCUGUCGAGUUGAGGCUUUCUGUGUGCUUGCUGUCGUCAUCGUCACGGAGAGGCCGCACAGGCGCCGGUGCAUCGUCAUAAUCGAAGUCCUCAAGCACCAUGUAGUCCUCCAUGAUGUCGUCCUCCCGUGUGGCCACAGCCGCGGGGGGAGGGGUGGUGGCCUCGCCACUGCCUUCCUCAUCCCCGGCUGCACCACCUGCAGGCGGAGUGGUGGCACCCGCGUCUGCCGGCUGGUCGAUGCGGAUGAGCAGACCCGCGUCGCUGCUGGAUGGGGGGCCGGUGGUCAUAUGAGAGGGUGCCUUGGGGGACCCCUCCCAGCAUGACCUGCGGCCGGACACCCACUUGGCGUCUUGUCUGGACGGUGCGAGACUCGUCUUGAGGUCACACACGCCGUCCGCCAUAGAGAGGGAGAAUGCCGCGCAUCGAGUGUCCUGCUGGCAUAGCAACUGGCAGACGUUGACGGCUUGCUUGGUGCUCAUGGAUGAGGGUGUGAGGGGCACCCUGGUCACCAGCAUGCCGACGCCAAGCUCAACGCCCUCAUGCACACACGCGGGAAACUCCUCUGCCUCUGCUGCCUCUUGGUCUCGGUCUUGGUCGUCAUUGUCGACGUCCAUGAAGUAGAAGGUAUCUUGCUCUUGCACAUCUGGCGGUGCAGGAGUCUCUGCUGCCGGCUCUUGUGCCGCAUGCUGCUGUCGUUGUUGAUGUGUGACGACAGGCUUGAAGACCUCGUGGGUGCCGGGGGGUGGCGCGGGGCCGCUGACGUCCACAUCCUCCGUCAUGGCGGGUGGGGGCGUGGUCAUCUCGUUCUGGGCUAUGUGUUCAUCGAUGGCUGCUGGUGGGGGGGUGGAGGCUGACACGUCAUCGAACAUGCCCGACGCCACCUGGUCUGCACACAGGCAGAGAGGAGGGAGGGAGGGUGCAUGGAUGGAUGGAUGGAUGGACAUGUCUGUUCAGGUAUGGCUGACUGACUGACCUUGGCUGGCGGCCUGGCCGAAACCGACGUAAGGUACGAAUUCCUCUCUGAAGGGUACAUACUGCGGCUGGUCCUCCUGUCGUGUGCCUUGCUCGCCGGGCUCCUGCCGCUGGGCCUCGGUCGUCGCUUGACCUGCGGAGGGACACACAGACGCGCACAUGUAAGCGCUCUCUCUCUUGCUAUGUGUGCGUGUGUCUGUAAGUGAUGUCCAUGCGGUGACCGUCUGAGUCUGCGUCAUCGAAUCCGACAUAGGGGACAAACUCCUCACUGAAAGCCACGUACUGGGGCUGCGUCUGGGCUUGGGCUCGGGCUUGUGCCGUCACGUUGGUGUCUUGAUCCGUCUCAUCAGUGGCGAGCGAGCUGCCAUGAGACUGGGCGUCGAUGAAGUACACGUACUCGAGCUCCUCGGUGCUUUCACUGUUCGCCGCAUCUAGAAAGAUGGAUGCACACGCAGACACGCAGAGAUGCAGGCAGGGUGCACACGCGCAUGCGCGAGCAGCUUUAUUGGCUUAAACGACACAGGUCCAGAGAUGUAGCUACCUAGGUUACCUGUGUCGUUUGUGUCCUCCUUGGCCAAAACAGAGAGGUCCCGUGGGAUACCCGCAUUGGGGAGGGGCAGAGUCGGCUCCUUCACACUCGCACCACGGGGCGCCUCCACCGACUGCAGACACACACGUCACCCACCCCACCCAUGCACACGUACAUACGCACAUCUCACGUACAAUACAGGCCCCACUCAUUUCGGUGCCUGGCUGACUGACUGACCAGCACAGAUGUGGUGAAAAAGUUGGCGCAGCUGUAAGGCGUCUGGUCGUCAGGGUCGAUCUGUACCCAGUUGGCGCCCCCGUCCAUCAUGUUGGGCUGGCUGGACCCAACCAUCGCGCAGUUCGGCUGUCGCGGAUCAGCCGUGGCAUUGCUACUCUCGUCAUUGUCGCCACCACCAUUGCCACUGCCCCCAUCUCGUGUUGCCGUGGCGGGCACGGAUCGCUGGUUCAUGUAGGCGUUCCUGGCGAUGGUGGUGCGCUCGAUGGACAGACUGGCCACGCCGGACGGACGGACAAACAGCCCCCCUCCCCCACCUGUGUGUAUGGAUACAUACAUACAACCAUCGCACAUGGGCGGGCAAACAGGGAGGGAGGGAUGGAUCAUGUGUUGGGGGAAGGAUGGCUGUAUGUGGCUGACUGACCGUAUCUGCCUGAAGCCGUGUUUUUGCUGAUGGUGGAUGCGGCGACUUUGAGGGCGCUGCGUGGGGAGGUGACGGCGAUGGCGCCCCCGUUGCCCUUGGCGAUGUUGUGCUGCAGGUACGAGUGGGAGACGGUCAAGGGCCGCUCGGUAGUGCCACACGAUGACGACACCGCCAAGGCGCCACCGGUCGAUGCAGGAUCCAAAACACUGCAACACAGAGGAGAGGAGACGGUUGUUGGCUGAUUGGGGUGACUGGUGCGUCAUCGGGUGUGUUCGUGUCUUUUCGUUUGUGCAUGGCGGGCGUGCCUGUUGUGCGUCAGUGUCAUCUCGUCAAGGUCAACGGCAGCGUUGCAAAGCACACCGCCACCUGCACACCACAGCACACCGUCCAUCGACCGACCCAACGAACCAAUGGAUGGAUGAAUGAGUGAAUGAAUGUACAGGCCAGUGUAGUGUCGAUCGUCCACCCAUAGACCCACCUGCUUCCACAGCCGUAUUGCCCUCCACACUCGUCCCCUUGAGAAUCGACCCGUCACUGCCAGCCGCAAAGUGAAGAGCUCCACCACGCUCCGCAGAAUUGCGCAGAAACGCUGAAGUGACAGACAUUUAUUCACACCGUACGUACACAAAGGUGCCGAGAGAGAGGGGCACGCAGUGGUGUGUACCCGAGUUGUUGAUGGUCACUGGCCGUUGUGUGUGCAUGCCUCCGCCGGAUGAGUCGUUGCCCGCACUGUUGGCCACCACCAGCGACUGGUCAAUGGACAAGAGAGGUUCCUCGGCCUCAUUCGCCAUGUCGCUCGCGUAGAUGCCCCCACCACUUCCUGCAACGCCACACCACACCACACACAGUAGGUUGAAAGGUGAUGGACAGGUGUGCACGAUUGCGUGGCGCGGCGCACGUGUUGCCUGAUUGUCGCGGAGGACGGUCUUGAAGAGGGUGACGCUCGCCGCACCGCUGGCCACGAAGAUGCCCCCACCAUUGGACGCAACGUUCCCGUGCACAUCCGAGUGCCGCAUCCGCAGGUCGCAGCUGCUCCACACGGCCCCUCCAUGGCCCGCGUGGGAGUACCCGGACACCUCGACGGCGUCCAAUCUCAUGAGCGUCUUGCCCCCCUCAGGCUGCACACACGAGAUGCCCCGGGACAACCGCCCCUUGUUGAUGAGCUUGACGUCGCGAAGGCUCAGGUGCUGGCGGUGGCUCUCAAUCGUGCUGGGCGGACCCGGUGCGUUCGCUGCCCUUCCCUCGCGUGUGGCAGUGCUGGUGUCGACCACCGAGAAGCCCUCGAGCUUUGAAGUCCUGUCCAAAUCCGCAGCAUCAGCACCGCCAUCGCCGUUUCGAAAGACGAAAAGGGCUGCGGUGUCUGUAACAAGGUACAGACUCUCCGAUCCAGGGCCGAUGAUAGUGAGCGCAUCUGUGACGACAGGGAGGCCGCCAUUCAGGACGAGCACCGUGCUGUCGUUGGUCGGCGGGGAGAACAGGGGGCUGGUGGUCGUGGUGGUGUCGUUUGGCGUGGUGGCGACCAGGCGGAUGACGUCGUGCCCCUGUCUGCUGUUGGCGAUUUCGACGGCCUCGCGCAGCGAGGCGCCCUCUUGCCCCUCGCCCGUCCUCACCACUAUGGGCGCAUUGUGCCGCUUCGCCACCUGCGCCAACGACACUCCACACCAUGAGGCGCCCAGCAGCACGAGCAGGAGCAGUGAACACAGCGAACGAGCAGUCAAGGGAGGGAAGCCCGUUAUCGUCAUUGAGAAAGCGGAUACCGACAGGUGGUGCUGGUGGUGCCUGUGCCUCUCUCUGCUGUUCCCAGGCCGCUUGCUCCUUAUAUCAUUUGCUCAGAGGGCAGGCAGGUCAACUUAUUUGCUACUGUAACGGCCGAAGAAAAAAUAAAAGUCACGCGCACACCGCAGAGAUGGACUCUCACCUGGCUCAUCUUGUCGCGCAGCGUCUUGUCGCCUGGUGGAAUGUGCUCCACCCCGACUCCCCGCCCAUGACGGUCAAACGCCGCCCAGGAACUGACCGGCGUCAU